CAUGCGUGCAAUACUUAUUACUCAUUGUGACGUUGACUUGAUCUACACAUGUUAGACUCGGUGUCAUUGCUUUGUAGCAUCACUGGUUCAGUUGUGUAUCCUCAUCAGUGCAGGUCGAUACAAGCAACCAAGGUCUCCAUAUCUCGUAUCGUCACGGUCCGAAUCAUGACGCAGGGAGACCAGCAACAGCAUCCCAGCGGGACGACCACCGCAGCCUGCUCUUCGUGUCCCAAAGACGUCGCCGACUCGACCUCCGAGAGCAGGGGGAUCAGUCCACCAGUAGAGACCGUCUCAUCAUCAGGGAUGGACGGGCACCAUCCACACCACUACCACCACCCUCAUUAUCACAAGGAGCACACAGCACCAACAUCAGAUGGAGAUGUGAAAACGCUUCUUCAUUUUGUCAAUCUUGCCUCGUCAGAUAUCAAGGCUGCACUGGAUAAGUCAGCACCCAUCAGAAAAUCUUCAGAGAAUCGGAAGUUUUUACAGAAACAGCUCAAGCGCAGCCCACCGCCUUUUUUCAACGAGGACGAAAUUUACAAGAGCAGUAGUGCACCAGUGUCUCCCCCUGUUGUUACACACGACAACCAUGGCUUCAGUGCACAGAGAUUCAUCUCAAAUCUGAACUCAUCUCCUCCCUCCACCAACCAUCAGAGUAGCAGCAGUCUUCACUUCUCGGAAAGAUUAAUGGCAAGUGCAUCCCUUCAUAGAGAUCAUAUCAAAAACUCGGAUUUGAACUUGAUCAAGGAACUCACUUUUGGAAAUAUCCACAGGGGUACGGAUCAGAUCUUGAGCAAAAUGACAUCGAAUAGUUAUCGGGACAAGCAGCACAUCUCGUCCGGUCGUGAGUUCACAGAUAUGGCGACUUUAAAUCACGAGGAAGGGGGCAAGAACAGAGAGAAUCCGCUGCCGCUCCGGAAGCGCAGAUUGCCCGCUUCAUUUUGGCAAGAGCCCGGUAAGAGCGAGAAUCACAAAACAACACCCGGGGCAAUGGCUGGAAUUUCACCGAUAAACGCAAGUCUGAAAUUUCCCCUCCUUUCAUCUCUUACCCAGGGCUUCACGGACUCUAGACCCACAUCUCUGGAUAAAAAUGCAAUUUAUCCAUCGAGUGAUCACCAGUGUUUUCCCGCCGGACAAUCGUUUAUGCCCUCUCUUUCAAACUCUCUAAACACUGAGAGUUACCUCAAUCGUACUCUUAACUUUCCCUAUUCCUCUAUUUGCUCGUGCCACCAGCAUACUGAACUGUAUGGCUACGACCACCACGGGCCGGCUUGUGCCACUUACGCAUCUAGACACGGUGGUGAUGCACCGGGGAUUUUCAGCUCAAUUGGCCCCACCGGGCUCAUCUCGUCAUCACGGUGGCACGUUCCCUCACUCACGACCGACCGGCCGGACCUUUGCCACCCGUCGGCCGCCCCACGUGUCGUCAAGCCCAUUCCCACCAAGAGCAUAUCCUCGUAUCCACAUCGUUAUCACCCAAUAUACACUUAAAAAUUGCUCUCCAAUAACCCACAUUUUUGUCAAUAAAAAAUUUCACCUCAUCAAAAGCACAUCAUCCCAUUUGGAAACCCCGACUGUCAUUGUUCAUGCCAUAAAUUGAUGGCAUUCCUACCACGGGAGUUUGACAUUUUCCCAGUGUUCUCACCCGCUGUGAUGAUAGCAUCCACUAGUGCGGUGGAAUGCAACCCUGAGAUGGCUGUAUUCGCCUCAUCGGAUAGCUGAAACUCUUUGGGAAAAAUCAGGCUACAGCCCCUGAGGUCCUAGGGACCACUGCGUGCAGUGCGCCAAGGAGAUUGACGGUUAGAGGCAAGUGUUCUGGUGUCCAUAACGGCCGUCAGGCACGCGUCUUGCCACGGGGGAGUAAUUACAGACAUGGGCGAACAAGCAAAACGCGUGUACUGAAAUGUGUAUGAAUUUCCAUAUGUAAAGGGUACAUUACAUACGUACCCUCGAUGGGGUAAACUGACGGCUAUGAGUGUUAUGUUACUGACACAAAAUACCAAUGAAAUUAAGUGCUAGCGCCAACGUCUAUGUGCGCACUUCUUUUUUGAACCAAUUGCCAUCUUUACACAUGGAACUGUGAUCUUUAAAACAUUAACCGAAUUUUAUUUCCGAUAUUUGUACCAUAUAUGCCGUUUUAUCGUGACACACAUCCAUAUGAUUUGGGCAUUCUGCAACUGUUUUGUUUGCUGCAUUUUCACAAUAGGCUCUACUCUUUUGAUUGUUAAACUAAUUAUUGUCUAAAAAUGGUGUUUAACUUUGGUGCUAAUUACUUACUUUAAAAUACUACAUUAUGAAAACAACGGUGUUCGUAGAGAUGCUCGUCAUCUAGAAGUGGGCAUGUUAAUGUUCAUAAUAUACCACUUGGAUUUUUCAGAAUGUCUUAUAUCAUUAACAAUGUUCUCUUUCAAAGGUUUCAUCUCACUUCGAUUGCCACUAUUGUACAGAGUGACCCAAGAUGUGACAGUAGCUUUAGUUUUUAAAAUACAAACAACUGCAAAAUGUACUCAUGAUGCAGCUUUAUGCAAUUGGAAAAACACAAGUACAUAAUUCGGUGUUAAGCAGUGCCAUGUAAUUCGACAAUCUUCCGAAUUCGAAGAACAGGCUAUCAAAUUUGAACUUGCCGAAAUCAUAAAUUCGUUUCCCAUAAUCCUCCAGAAGCUUCCAGAGGUGGCAUGAAUAUCUCAAACCUAAAGCAUUAUCUAUAAAAAAUUUUACCACAGUAUUCUUUAUGUGAAGUUUCAUUCUUUGUGAAUUUGAACCCUCUGAUAAUUUAUCGCACCAAGUGCUUUUGAAACUGAUCAUAAACGUGUUAUUUAAAAUACCUAUUGUUUAAUUAUUAUAGUCGCGCCCUUUGUUAAUAGGGCUUGUAUUACACAAAGGAGAGUUUUUAAAUCCCGUGUCUUUCCUCACAAGGUGCAAGAUAAGUUUGCAAUAUAUUCCAGGAGUACGGUAGUUCGUCAGAAAGUAGGCCUUUUGCCUACCUACUAGAUAAUUGUUUGAGUAGAUCAUAACACUUUUUGAAGCUGUUCAAUUAUUUUGGUUAAAUAAACAGGUAGCCAUGUUUAUUUACGCCAUUUUUAAAGACAGUGGACACUAUUGGUAAUUACUCAAAAUAAUUAUUAGCAUGAAACCUUACUUG
This is a messenger RNA of Asterias rubens (European starfish), 3142 nucleotides long. RefSeq lists its product as uncharacterized. NCBI's taxonomy places the organism in Eukaryota, Metazoa, Echinodermata, Asteroidea, Forcipulatida, Asteriidae. The record is from RefSeq and is a predicted model, not a curated record. The transcript has a single exon. The coding region runs from base 49 to 1491 and encodes 480 amino acids.